Molecule: messenger RNA, 1236 nt
Organism: Apaloderma vittatum (bar-tailed trogon)
Lineage: Eukaryota; Metazoa; Chordata; Aves; Trogoniformes; Trogonidae
Gene: SLC26A7
Product: solute carrier family 26 (anion exchanger), member 7
Exons: 10
Biological process (GO): transmembrane transport
Cellular component (GO): membrane
Molecular function (GO): oxalate transmembrane transporter activity; bicarbonate transmembrane transporter activity; sulfate transmembrane transporter activity
Source: RefSeq, a predicted model, not a curated record
AUAGGGCUGGCCUUUGCGAUUCUGUCUUCAGUACACCCAGUUUUUGGUUUAUAUGGCUCUUUCUUCCCUGUCAUUAUCUAUGCCAUAUUUGGAAUGGGACAUCAUGUUGCGACAGGAACUUUUGCUUUAACUUCCUUAAUAUCUGCCAGUGCAGUUGAGCGCCUUGUUCCUUCAGUCAGCACUAAUUUGACUGCAAACAAUAAUUCAGGAACUUUGGGCCUAUCGGAGUUUGAAAUGCAGAGGAUUGGAGUUGCAGCAGCAGUUUCGUUCCUAGGAGGAAUCAUUCAGGUAGCGAUGUUUAUGCUGCAGUUGGGCAGUGCUACUUUCUUGUUAACAGAACCAGUGAUAAGCGCGAUGACAACAGGAGCAGCUACACACGUUGUGACUUCACAAGUGAAGUAUCUGCUGGGAAUGAAAAUGCCAUAUAUAUCAGGACCACUAGGAUUUUUCCAGAUUUAUGCCUACAUAUUUGAGAACAUCAGAUCGGUUCAGUUGGAGGCUUUACUUCUCUCCUUGCUGAGCAUUGCAGUGCUCGUUCUUGUUAAAGAACUGAAUGAGAAAUUUCGUAAAAACAUUAAAGUUGUUCUUCCCAUCGAUCUACUUUUGAUAAUUGCUACAUCUGUUGCUUGCUACUAUGCUGAUAUGGAGUACGUCUGCGGGCUAGAAGUUGUGGGACAUAUUCCUGAAGGGUUACCAUCACCGAAAACACCACCCAUGAGUGUCCUGCCUGAAGUAGUCACUGAAGCUUUUGGAGUAGCGCUGGUUGGUUAUGUAGCGUCAUUAGCUCUUGCCCAAGGCUCUGCUAAAAAGUUCAAAUACACUGUGGAUGACAACCAGGAACUUUUGGCUCAUGGCCUCAGCAACGUGAUUCCUUCAUUUUUCUUUUGCAUACCAAGUGCUGCAGCAAUGGGACGGACGGCACUUUUAUACAGUACAGGAGCCAAAACACAGGUGGCUUGCCUUAUCUCUUGUGUAUUAAUUCUUGUGGUGAUGUAUACAAUUGGACCUAUGCUGUACUGGCUGCCUAUGUGUGUUCUAGCAAGCAUUAUUGUUGUGGGCUUGAAGGGGAUGCUAAUGCAGUUCCGUGACUUAAAAAAAUACUGGAAUGUGGAUAAAAUAGACUGGAUCAUAUGGGUUAGUACUUAUGUGUUUACAAUAUGCUUUGCUGCUAACGUGGGACUAUUGUAUGGCGUCGUCUGCACUAUAUUAAUUGUGAUUUUCCGCUUUCCCAGGUGA